Brassica rapa (field mustard) is the source of this 1510-nucleotide messenger RNA. RefSeq names its product putative 57 kDa heat shock protein. The record is from RefSeq and is a predicted model, not a curated record. Lineage: Eukaryota; Viridiplantae; Streptophyta; Magnoliopsida; Brassicales; Brassicaceae.
AAUAUAUUUUCUCCAUAGGUUUUUUUUUAACUAGUAGAAUUGUCGGCUGUGCAUUUUUUCCAUAGGUUUUGGAAAUGGGUUUGUGUGAAUUUUCAAGCAAAGAUUAGAGCUUUCGUAUAUUUUUGACAUAUUUUCUAGCAAAGAUUAUAUUUUUUAUAUAUAGUUUUCAAAAUGGGUUUUUGACUUUUGAGUUCUAUUUGCAAGGCAAGCUCGUCUUGGUCUCUACAAGAAGCGCUUCACGCUCCAUAGAUUUCAAAUGGGUUUGAGUAAUUUCUAAAAAAGUUCAAAUCUUUUAGAAUGUUUUUUCCCAUAGCUUAUGAAAAUGGGGUUUGUGUAACAUUUUCAAGCUAAUAUUACAUCUUCCAUGUAUUUUGCAUAGAUUUUCAAAAUGGGUAAUUAGUACAAUUUUUUUUUAAAAGUCUAAAUCUUCCGGGUGCGUGCAUAUGUCACAGGCUCCUAGCUCGUUGAAUCAUGGUGUGCUUCUACCCUGCUACUCAUCUCCCCCAAUCUAGCGAAGGGUUUUACGCUCUCAACAACCCAUUUCAGACAAAUGGGCCAAAAUGGUUCUGCGAAAAAAAGUGGCUUGGUAUCGAAGUCCCGGACAUGUACUUGAGGUUGGACUUGCCGGGAGUCGGACCAGAUCCAGACGACGUUGAUGUUUCUGUUGUCGACUCAAAGAGAGUUUUGAUUAUCAAAGCCUUGGCGCCAUGUCUCAACAUAAAUGACUCCUCCCCACGCAGCUACGAAACCUACUUCAGACUCGACUGCCAUUGCUGCGAGAUAUCUAGCGUCGACAACCCUCAAGUAACCCACGGGGUUCUAAGGCUACUCGUCUCCACGACCCCCAUCAACAUCGGAGGCUCUCCCGAUGAUGAUAUUCACAGCCGCCUCCUUCGCUUGGAUCCCGAUGACCAGGAGCCGGAGUUAUCGGGUCAGAUAGUGGAGCCACACCUAGGCUUGAGCGAAGGACCGGCUAGUGCUUAUGAGUACAAACAGCUCCUAGGCGACAGCGUAUACGUUCGUUUAGACAUGCCUGGCGUUUCUGACGUUGACAUCAAUGUCGACACCGUGAAUAAGAGAGUGGAUGUGGUUGGUGAGGCUCCUACCGUUAGCCACGACUCAGGUGGUCGAUCGUAUUCUGUCGCGGCUCAUCUCGGCCUUGGUGCCUUGAUUACCCCUCCUAGGGUGGAGCACAACGUCGAGAACGGUGUGGUGCGCCUCUUCAUCCAUCCAGGUUGAUUUCAUUACGAAAACACGUUUGUGUUUCGUAACUAGUUCCAUAUUCCGCAGAAGAUCUCGGGAUUAUGUCGUCUUUUAAUGUUUUUCAUCAGUAUGUUUCGAAUAAUAAAAGAUUCCACCAAUAAAAGACUGAUGUGUCACAGUAGCAACAUGUCAAGGUAACCAAUAAUCAGAAGUUGAAACUCAAAUGUCGUUGCUAAGCAUGUUGCUGAUUCAAAACUUGAAAGAAAGCGUAGAAGAUACUUCAAUAUUACAUUUUUAUCUUAUGAAA